This is a messenger RNA of Seminavis robusta, 2049 nucleotides long. The record is from the annotation of a GenBank genome assembly. Lineage: Eukaryota; Bacillariophyta; Bacillariophyceae; Naviculales; Naviculaceae.
AUGAGAUUGCUGCUGCUGUAUUGUUUGUCCUUGCUGGCCGUUGUUUCGUCAUCAGAAAGCGGGGAAGAUAAAUUGUCUCUUCGUGUGGCUCGACAGCGAACAGAUACCCGGAUCCGUCAGCCUGUCGAGCGAAUUGUGGACAAGAAGGCCCUGAAAGAGAUAAAUGGAGAUGCGCUAUCCAAAGAGUUUAUCUAUCACCCUCCUGGGCACGAAGCCAACGUAGAGGACUACCCCUUCUUUGCUCACUGGUCCCAUGCGAUGUGUGGCGCCUCCAUUGUUGCCGAAGACAUUCUUUUAACUGCAGGACACUGUGCCCGCAAGGCGGUGGAUCCUCUCAAGCGCAAGCAAGUACGGAUGUUGAGCACACACCGUGAAACCGGCGGUUUUACCCGUCACAUUGCUCAUUUGGAGAUACAUCCCAAGUACAAUCAAUACGUUCAGGAAUUCGACUUCCAACUCAUCAAGGUGGACAAGAGUCUACUAGUCGAUGACAAUGGUGUUGCCACGGGAGCCAAGCUCGUCAGGAUCAACAGAAACUCCCAAAAUCCCGAACCUGGAGAUCCUGUUCAAGCAGUUGGCUUUGGGACGGUAACACCUGAUGGCACUUCCGGAAACUCGAUGGUUCUCAUGGAUGCUACUCUUCAGGCAUUUGCCAAUGAUCACUGCCAUAAACAAUAUGGACCUGGAAGGAUUGUGGAGGAGAUCAUGAUGUGUGUCGGGAGCGAGGAUGGUUCCGUAGACACCUGCCAAGGUGAUUCUGGGGGGCCCAUGCUUGAUAAGAACAACGUGCAACUUUCUGUUGUCAGCUGGGGUCAAGGGUGUGCUCAAGCUGACCAUGCUGGAAUUGGGAGUCGAGUCAGUGCCAUUGCAGAUUGGAUCGAUGCUCAAAUAUGUCGUCUGAGUGCGUUUCCGCCAACGUCCUGCACGCCCAAGGACACGGUCAGCUACAACAAUCGUCUCCCCAUGAUGAAGGAAGGAGGUGAUGACACCCAACAGACGCACGAAGACACCUUUGAUUUGCGAAUCACAGUCAGUCACGACAAAUUUCCCAAAGAGACUGCAUGGAGCCUUACUCACAAGGAUUCCUUCACUCUCCUUUACUUGCAACCCUUUUCAAGCGUGUUCGAGCCAUAUGCUUCUGUUUCCCAUGAGUUCCACAACCUAACCACUGGUGAGUAUCUCUUUGAGAUUGGCGAUUCUGGGGAGGAUGGAAUCUGCUGCGAAGAUGGAGAUGCUUCCACUAUCACCAUCUUGAAUCAAAACACCAACAAUGUACUCUGGGAGCAUCCUGGUAAGUUCGAAGCCUAUCUUGGCGUCACGUUGAUUAUUGGAGGCGAUGGUAAAGUAGUGGAUAAGUUUGUCUCCACUGAGUUUAUCAGCCCCGGAAAGAAUGCUACGAUGACGAAUUCACAAAACUAUGUUAAUGACCCCCAACACAACGACAAGGACUGGCCCGGAAAGUUCCCUGAAACGCAAAAAAGCCUGACAGUGAAUAUCAAACACGAUAACCGUCCUUAUGAGGUACAAUGGUCGCUACAUUACUUGAAAAACAUUUCAGCCCCUGCAGCGACACAACGCGUCAAGGACGGUGCCAACGUAAUCGAUGAUUUGUGGCACAUGUUGCCCUUCGUGAAUUCGCAAGACGAAGAAGCAAGUGAAGAUGAGAGUAAUGGAUCAUCAUCAUCGGAGGAGGAGGAGGAGAGCACUUCGGGUACUACGUCCUCUGAUAACCAGUGGAGUUCGAUCUAUUCCUCUCCGCCAGCAGCCAAGGAGCAUUCAAGCACCCUAGAAAGCAAGACGUUUUCGAACCUCAAGCCUGGGUUGUAUCUGUUUACCCUCCAUGAUACUGAGGGAGAUGGCAUUUGUUGUGACUACAGAUUUGGAUGGACCACCAUAACGACUGACACUGGUAAGGGUCUUGAUAUUGAAGGUCAUCAUCACAAGGUUUUGUGGCAACACGAUGGUGAGUUCAACUACAGAAUACAGGCAACCAUCAAGUUGGAUGAACAAGGAACUUUUGAAGUGGUCUAUUCAGAAAGAAGGAAGUGA